Williopsis jadinii is the source of this 2454-nucleotide messenger RNA. It is a transcript of the gene KAR2, whose product is annotated as Hsp70 family ATPase KAR2. The coding region runs from base 241 to 2262 and encodes 673 amino acids. Gene Ontology annotation, molecular function: ATP binding; misfolded protein binding; ATP hydrolysis activity. Gene Ontology annotation, biological process: endoplasmic reticulum unfolded protein response; protein refolding; cellular response to unfolded protein. The record is from RefSeq and is a predicted model, not a curated record. Gene Ontology annotation, cellular component: cytoplasm; nucleus; membrane. The transcript has a single exon. Lineage: Eukaryota; Fungi; Ascomycota; Saccharomycetes; Phaffomycetales; Wickerhamomycetaceae.
UUUCUGUGGGCCAAAAGGCCCGAAAACCACAGAAAAACAACACAGAUUCUAAAAACCUCCACGUAUAUCUGAGCCGCCGAGGCGAGGAAAUUAUAUAAAAGCGAAGAAAUUUGAAAGCGUGUCAUUUACUACCGAGAUUCCCAAACAAAAAAAAACACUACAUUUUUGUCCAACUUGUUUUCUUUUAUACACGUUCUAACUCAGAGGGAAGAGAAGACGAAAGAUAAACAAAUAAUAAGGAUGUUGAAGAACAGAGUUAUAUUCCCUGCUGUGCUCUUCUAUGCACUUGUGCUGGUAUUGGGGCCAUUGUUCCAGUCGAGCUCAUUUGCAGUUGCCGCCCCAGAAAAUGACACGGAGAACUACGGCACCGUGAUUGGUAUCGAUUUGGGUACCACGUAUUCAUGUGUUGCUGUUAUGAGAAACGGUAAGACGGAGAUCCUUGCGAACGAGCAAGGUAACAGAAUCACACCUUCGUACGUUGCGUUCACCAACGAGGAGAGAUUGAUCGGUGACGCCGCUAAGAACCAGGCCGCCGCCAACCCUAGAAACACAGUCUUUGACAUCAAGAGAUUGAUUGGUUUGAAGUACUCUGACUCUACAGUUCAAAAGGAACUCAAGCACUUGCCAUACAAAGUUGUCGACAGAAACGGCCAACCUGCCGUCGAAGUUGAGUUUGGAGGCGAGGACAAGGUGUUCACACCAGAGGAAAUUUCCGCCAUGAUCUUGGGUAAGAUGAAGCAAAUCGCUGAAGAUUACUUGGGUAAGCCAGUCACCCACGCAGUUGUUACAGUCCCAGCUUACUUCAACGACGCUCAAAAACAAGCGACUAAGGAUGCCGGUGCAAUUGCUGGUUUGAACGUUCUGAGAAUUGUCAACGAACCAACCGCUGCAGCUAUUGCUUACGGUUUGGACAAGGAUGACGGUGAACAUCAAAUCAUCGUUUACGACUUGGGUGGUGGUACCUUCGAUGUCUCCCUCUUGUCUAUUGAAAAUGGUGUCUUUGAAGUUCUCGCAACUUCUGGUGACACCCACUUGGGUGGUGAGGAUUUCGACUUUAGAGUUGUUCGUCACUUGCAAAAGGUGUUCAAGAAGAAGCACAACAUCGACAUCAGUGAAAACACAAAGGCCACUGCAAAGUUGAAACGUGAAGUUGAAAAGGCAAAGAGAACAUUGUCCUCUCAAAUCUCCACCAGAGUUGAGAUUGACUCUUUCGUUGAUGGUAUUGACUUCUCUGAAACUUUGACCAGAGCUAAAUUCGAAGAACUUAACAUCAACUUGUUCAAGAAGACCUUGAAGCCUGUUGAACAGGUUUUGAAGGAUGCCGGUGUUAAGAAAUCUGAGGUUGACGAUGUUGUCCUUGUCGGUGGUUCAACCCGUAUUCCAAAGAUCCAAGAGUUGUUAGAGUCUUACUUUGACGGAAAGAAGGUUUCCAAGUCUAUUAACCCAGAUGAGGCUGUUGCAUACGGUGCUGCUGUCCAAGCUGGUGUCUUAUCCGGUGAAGAGGGUGUCGAUGACAUUGUUCUUUUGGAUGUCAACCCAUUGACCUUGGGUAUUGAGACCUCUGGCGGUGUCAUGACGGCUUUGAUCAAGAGAAACACUCCAAUUCCAACAAAGAAGUCUCAGAUCUUCUCAACAGCUGUUGACAACCAACCAACUGUCUUGAUUCAAGUCUACGAGGGUGAAAGAGCUAUGGCUAAGGAUAACAACUUAUUGGGUAAGUUCGAAUUGACCAACAUUCCAGCUGCUCCAAGAGGUGUUCCACAAAUUGAAGUUACUUUUGGUCUCGAUGCCAACGGUUUGAUCACUGUAUCAGCUGUUGAUAAGGGUACUGGUAAGGCUGAGUCCAUCACCAUCAAGAACGAACGUGGUAGAUUGUCUCAGGAUGAGAUUGACCGUAUGGUUGAAGAUGCCGAGAAGUAUGCUGCUCAAGAUGCCGCUUUCAAGAACAAGAUUGAAGCUAAGGUUAAACUAGAGAAUUACGCUUCUGCAUUGAAGAACCAGCUUAACGACGAGAGCAGUCUCGGUGGUAAGCUUGAUGAGGAUGACAAGGAAACUUUGUCAGAUGCCGUUAGCGAUGUCUUGGAAUGGUUGGAUGACAAUGACGAAGCUUCUGCUGAAGAAUUUGACGAGAAGUAUGAAAGUUUAAGUAAGAUUGCUCAACCAAUCACCUCUAAAUUGUACGGAGCUGCCGGUGCAGACGAAUUCGGUAAUGAUGAGGAUGAAGAUGAGGAUGAUGAUGACUACUUCCACGAUGAACUCUGAUUGAGAAACAAGCAUUCCAUAGACCAUUGUUUUUCCUUCAAGAUAUAUACAAAAAUCAUGAGAGGUUAUGAAUCUUUCUAUACUCUGAUUCACCCUUAAAACGUUUGUUACUAUGCACCUGAUGUGGUUUCUAUACCUGUUUAGUGUGUGUAUACUGCUGCAUUUUUUAAUAAAUUGUUAUUGCUACUUGAA